AUGGUGUUUCUCUUCAGCGUCAACUUCCCCGAACGCCGCAUGGUGAAGAAAGCUCUCCAGUCCUUCUUCGGCAUCGGCCCUAACGUCUCCGCCCGCCUCCUCGCGAAGCACCACCUCCAUGACACCUGCCGCGUCGGCGAGUUAGCCAACACCCAAAUCCUCGAGAUCAAUGCGACACUCACCGAGAUGAAGAUUGAGAACGACUUGCGGCGGCAAGUGCUGGGUAAUAUUGCGAGGUUGAGAGAUACGGGGACAUUCCGUGGGAAGAGACAUGCCAUGGGCCUGCCUGUGAGAGGGCAGAGAACCAAGAACCAGACCAUAACAGCAUGGAAACUCAACAAGAUAGACCGGAAGCUGUAA
Messenger RNA from Endocarpon pusillum Z07020, 360 nucleotides. RefSeq lists its product as uncharacterized. The record is from RefSeq and is a predicted model, not a curated record. Gene Ontology annotation, cellular component: ribosome; small ribosomal subunit; mitochondrion. The coding region runs from base 1 to 360 and encodes 119 amino acids. Gene Ontology annotation, biological process: translation. The transcript has 4 exons. Lineage: Eukaryota; Fungi; Ascomycota; Eurotiomycetes; Verrucariales; Verrucariaceae. Gene Ontology annotation, molecular function: RNA binding; structural constituent of ribosome.